CCCGCCGCCUCAGAAAUGGCGCCAAAGAGGCUCGCCCCGCCCCCGCGCCCGCCCGGCCAAUCGCCGCGCCCGCCCUUCCAGGAUGCCCAGAUGCGGAGAGAGGAGGGGGAGGGGGAGGGACGGACGGACGAAGCGAGCGCGCGUGCGCACAGUGCCGAGAGGGCCUCUCCGGGAGAUGUUGCGCCAGCUGUUCGUGCUGUCGUCCAAGGGCGACCGGCUCCUCUACAAGGACUUCCGCGGCGACGGGACCGCCGACCUGGUGGAGACCUUCGCGCGGAGGAUCGCGGCGCUGCCCGCCGACCAAGCGCCGGUCUUCAUGGAGGCCGGCCCGGGGCUCCACUUCGCCCACGUGCGCCACGCGGGGCUCUUCUUCGUGGGCACCUUCCGGCCCGACGCCUCCCCCUUCGUGGCCGUGGAGUUCCUCGGCAGGAUUACGGUUAUAUCCAAACCACCGCCCCGGACGUCCUGAAGAGCUUCAUCCAGAUGGACCCAGUGCUCAGCCAGCCCUUCAGCCUCUUUGACCUCAGCACGGUGGGCUUGUUUGGGGCAGAUACACAACAGAGCAGAGUGGCACCCAGUUGUGCAGCUGCUCGUCCAAUCCUGUCACUUCGAGGAGAGCAGGUUUCACAGCCUGAAGUUUUCCUGGAUGUAGUGGAACGACUCACAGUCAUCAUUGCUGCCAAUGGCACUCCCAUGAAAACUGACAUCCAAGGAGAAAUACGGCUCAAGAGCUUCUUUCCCGGUUGCUCCGAGAUGCGGAUUGGCCUGCCGGAGGAGUUCUGUGUGGGCAAGACGGAGCUCCGAGGUUAUGGCACAGCUGUCCGCGUGGACGAGUGUUCCUUCCACAGUUCUGUUAAACUGGAUGAAUUUGAGUGCAGCCGCAUCCUCCGUGUCAGUCCCAGCCAAGGGGAGCUGACUCUGAUGCAAUACCAGCUGGCUGAUGACAUCCCUGCAGCCCUGCCCUUCCACCUGUUUCCCACCAUUAAGCACGGCUCCUGUGGCCGGGUGCAAAUUUAUCUCAAGCUUCGCUGUGACUUAUUUCCCAAAAGCCAUGCUGUUAACCUUCACAUCCAUCUGCCUGUGCCCAAAACUACACUGACCUUUUCUCAGGAGUUGAGCAGUCCUGAACAGACGGCCAUCUUGCAGCCUACCACCAAGUCUAUUGAGUGGAUUGUCCCCCGAAUGCAAGGUGGUUCCCAACUUUCUGCCAUGUUUAAGCUGGAGGUUCCAGGGCUCACCCAGGCAGGACUACGAGAGCUCGGCCCCGUCAACCUGUCUUUUGAGAUGCCAGCCCACACCUGCUCUGGGCUGCAGAUCCGCUUCCUGCGCUUCAAAGGGCCAGAGCCUACUCUCCCUCACCGGUGGGUGAGGUAUGUGACUCACAGCGAGUCCUAUGUGAUACGACUCAAUGCAGGAUAGGCUGCCUCCUUGUUAUUCCAAAUUAAACAGCUUUAUUUUUUAACUAGUAAGUGUAAACAGUCAAAGCCAUGAAACCAGGGAGCAUCCUGCGUGACCCCCAUUAAACAGAGUGCAAAUCAAGGAAGCAAGCAAGAGCAA
Molecule: messenger RNA, 1557 nt
Organism: Ahaetulla prasina
Lineage: Eukaryota; Metazoa; Chordata; Lepidosauria; Squamata; Colubridae
Gene: AP4M1
Product: adaptor related protein complex 4 subunit mu 1
Exons: 14
Coding region: 16-1419 (467 amino acids)
Biological process (GO): Golgi to lysosome transport; protein targeting
Cellular component (GO): clathrin adaptor complex; cytoplasmic vesicle; trans-Golgi network
Source: RefSeq, a predicted model, not a curated record